ACAACUUCAGCUCGCACUUUCUCAUCUGAUCUCAUUAACCACUGAAAUGGCUGACAAAGAUUUGUUAAUGCUGGAAAGCUACUUUGCCAGCGACUAUGGCUUUGAUUCAGACGACACAGAUUUUGAUGAGCUGGACUGCUCUGAUCCUUUGGCCAUGAGCGGCAGAUGUGACAUGCACAAUGGAAUCCGUAUCGAGGUCACCAAGGAGCCUCUUAGCAUGCGCAGUGUUGCUAACAUUGUAAUUGCUCUGAAGAGGCUGAAGCACACUCAACAUGUUCAGUCCACAGAGUUCACAGACCAGGACCUCUUCAAUAUCUUCAUGGAGAAUGUGAUUGAAGAGAGCGUGGUGAUCAAUUUGGAGUGUAGCGAAUCCAAGAGUUACAGCAUGCAGGACAAGAUUGUGCAGUGUACAAUAUGUGACAAGUCCAAAAGGGCCUUGGUGCAGAGAGACAAGCUUCCUAUUCUGCUGGCCAUUACUCUGAAGGGUGGAAAUGAGAAUAAUAAAGCAUGGUUCAACCUCUCAGCCUUCAAUCCACCAAACUGCAAAGAAAACACAAAAGGCCAGCCUGUGUGUUUGGGAAUUGUGAAGAGCAACCUCUUUCUGUCAUGCAAACUUCAGAAUGAAAUUCCUUUUCUCAGCAUAGAGGAGGUAGAAGACAAAGAGAAUCUGAAGGCCAUCAGGGAGAAUGAUGAAAUGGAGCGCUUCCUUUUCUUCAGAAAGGGCUCUGGUGACACCCUGAACACCUUCGAGUCGGUCAGAUACCCGGGCUGGUUCAUCACCACUUCCAAGGACGACUUUAAGCCAGUGCAAAUGUCUAAACAGCAAUCCAGCCACCUCCAGCUGUUCACACUCCAUGAUGAGACAGUAGUCCCUCAGAAUGAGUUCUAAUUCAGAAAACAGUUUCCAGAAAGUAUGUACUAGGUACAAGUGUAAAUCUGGAGGCUCAUUACAUGUUUAAGUAUAUCUCAUCUUGAGAUACCUGACUGGCCUUUGCUUAUUUGUGGUUUCAAAAUACUGUUUUUUAUCUAACUGUAUUUAUCUUAUUUAUUAUAAAGUUUGUACUGAUUUCAUUACUCUAAUGUAUUGAUAUGUUUAAAAGCCUAAUAAAUGUUUUUUCAGAUGCAUGGCAUUGUAUAGGAUUUGCAUAAAGAUAAGAAACCUUAGUGUAAUUUAUGCUGAAUUUUUGGAUACACUAAACUAACUGCACUGACCUGCAGAUAAAUCUCAGACAUUUCUUGCCUGAAAGGAGAGCAAUUGCACUUUAAUAUAAUUUAUCUGGUUAAAGUUAUCAUCCCAUCAGUAUGCAGAGAUAGUCAGAUGAACUAUCUUCAGGUCAAUGGUGCAUCUUAGAAGACGAUGUCCAACAAUGCAUAAAGAGAAAAUAGUAGAAUUAUUUAAAAUCAGAAUCAGAAUCACCUUUAUUUUCAAGUACUGUGGGUUUACAUGUGAAAGGAAUUUGUCUUGGUAUACUGGUG
Hemibagrus wyckioides is the source of this 1476-nucleotide messenger RNA. RefSeq names its product interleukin-1 beta-like. NCBI's taxonomy places the organism in Eukaryota, Metazoa, Chordata, Actinopteri, Siluriformes, Bagridae. Gene Ontology annotation, biological process: cytokine-mediated signaling pathway; inflammatory response; neutrophil activation. The coding region runs from base 47 to 889 and encodes 280 amino acids. The record is from RefSeq and is a predicted model, not a curated record. The transcript has 7 exons. Gene Ontology annotation, molecular function: cytokine activity.